GGGCGAGACAAAGGCGGCGGACCGGGGUCAGCGCACAGUGAGGAGCUCCGUUUUCAACUAAAAAAAGCUGCUAGUGGCUAACACUAGCUACUAGUGCUGCCCACAACUGAUCGCCUCCUCCUCCUAUUGCCUUCUUCUCAUCUUACCCUCAACAACUUGGCUUCAAAGAGGAAGAGGGCUUUCUUGGAUAGGACAAGACGAAGGUGACUCAUCAACACAGGCUUUUGUGAGCUGAUGUGAGAUCCCGGAGACUAUGCCUAGCCCUUUAUUCCACCCCGAAAUUAUGGACCACGACGUGGUGAUCAGCAGCCAGCACAGCGGGGAUCAGGAGUCCCGGGAUGAGGAGCACCAGGAGGCACUCCGCUUUGCCUUGGACCAGCUGUCACUCAUGGCUCUGGACAAAGUGGACUGUGGUGGCGGGGGCAAUGGACUGGACGCCUUGGAUGGGACCCCGGCUUCAGGCUCUGAAGGCUGUAAUGGAGUGGGCGGAGGAGGCUACGUGGAUCUGCAGAUGCUGGACCACCCCAGCGGGUCGCGGGAUUCGCCCACAUCUUGCUCCCCUUCCCCGGAAUAUUAUGGGUCUGGCGGCUACCACAUGGCUGGCUCUCACACCAUGCUUCACGGAGAACAAAGCUCGGUGCUCUGUAACAGGAAAAGAAGUGUAAACAUGACCGAGUGUGUCCCAGUGCCCAGUUCGGAGCAUGUGGCGGAGAUCGUGGGCAGGCAAGGUUGUAAGAUCAAGGCAUUACGUGCAAAGACAAAUACCUACAUAAAGACUCCAGUUCGGGGUGAAGAUCCUGUGUUUAUAGUGACUGGUCGAAGGGAGGAUGUUGAAAUGGCGAAGAGGGAAAUCGUGUCGGCAGCUGAGCACUUCUCCAUGAUCCGAGCUUCACGCUGUAAAGCAGGGGGUCCAGGGGGCGGAGGCUCACUCCCUGGACCACCUCACCUUCCAGGGCAGACUACCAUACAGGUGCGGGUGCCAUACAGAGUUGUGGGCCUAGUUGUGGGACCGAAAGGAGCCACUAUCAAGCGCAUCCAGCAGCAGACGCACACCUACAUUGUAACUCCAAGUCGAGAGAAGGACCCUGUCUUCGAGGUGACCGGGAUGCCCGAGAACGUGGACCGAGCCCGGGAGGAGAUCGAGACACACAUCACUCUGCGAACUGGCACCUUUGUGGAUCUGCAGGGAGACAACGACUUCCACACCAAUGGCACUGAUGUCAGUUUGGAGGGCCUGGGUGCACUGAGUGCUGGCCUAGGAGCCUCGCUGUGGUCCCGGGCAACUGGGCACCAUUCAGGCCCCUCUCCCCCCUCUCCUCCCCCAGCCCUCUCCAUGGCCAUGCAGCACUCAACUGGGCGAAAGCUGUCCUCUGCAACAUACCACUCGCACAAUGGCACCCUGAACUCUGAUGGUUUUACUAACAGUCGCAAAAGCAAUGAAGGGGGUAGCCCCACCAGUCCUUUUAGCACUGGCUCCAGCAGUGCUGGAGGGGGGCUCAGUUUUGGGGGUGACUCUACACCAGGAUUGCCUUCCUCUGAUGAACUGGGCUUCGAGUUCAGCACUUCCAACAUUUGGGCACCCUUUGUGAAUGGGACAGCCUCCAAGUCGAGCUCCUCACAGCAGCCCCUGCGCAGGAACAGCAGUGGUCUGAGCGGAGGGGCCAUUACACCUCGUCUGUCGCCUACUUUGCCUCAGGACACAGCCAUAGGAUCUCUGGAGCACCCGCUGGCCCGCCGCGCUCAGAGUGACCCGCUUAGCACCCUGUCCUGGCUGCAGUCGGGUGGCAGCAGCGGCUCCUUCUCGGCAGCGUCCAGUUCCAGCUCAGGUGCGUCCUCCACUGGGUACUCAUCCUGUUCGGCCUCCUCACUGCCUGGGGGCUCGCCCACCGACUCCGAGGGGGGCAGCAGUGGGCUGAGCGCCGGCAUGUUGAGCAGGCUUAAGAGCUCGCUCCCAGGUGUGGGCUUGGUGGGCGUCGGUGGAGCGGUCAACAGGGACUGUUUUGUUUGCUUCGAGAGUGAGGUUACCGCCGCUCUGGUACCUUGUGGUCAUAACCUCUUCUGCAUGGAGUGUGCGGGCCAAAUCUGCCAAUCUGCUGAGCCAGAGUGCCCUGUGUGCCACACCCCCACCACACAGUGCAUCCGAAUUUUCUCCUAAUGCCCAAAGGGAAACAGGGACAAUAUGAGGGCAGGAAGGGGACUGGAGAGGCACAACCGGUGGGAGAGGAAAUGGAAAGAUUGACACUAAUAAUCUUAACCUUCAACUAAAAUAAAUGCAUUAUAAUGCUAUUCAGACACUGACUUUUUGCUGAUAUUAACAAUAAUAAUAAUAAUAAUAAUAAUGACAAUUAUUUUCAGAAUGAAGUUAAUUAAACAGAUGGCUGGGACUUUAACAGUCUCUUAGCAGUGAGCUUAUGGAAACAAACUAGUGUCUUAUCUAUCUUCAUGCCUUCAUUUCACCUGGAUGGGCCUAUGCAUGGCUCUUUCUGGACAGUUCUCCAUCUGGCUUUUUCAGAUUUAUGCCUGCUUUCCGUCUCACAGCCUUUCCUUUUGACACUUUUGUAUUUAACAUAUUUUUGAUGAAGCUGACAGCGAGGCCUGCACUUUUUCUACUCUACUACUUAAUUUUAUUGUUCCUAAAGGAACACAAACUGUUCUGCAAUUCUCUGCUUUCUUGACUUUCUUACUCAUGCCGUUUGUGGUGUUCAGUGACAGUUUGCCAUUUUCUUAAAGCUCUGAACUUUUCUUUAAAGGUCGGCAUGUAGUCAGGCACUGAGCAGAACAAUAUAUGUCUGAUGGGUACAUUCUCUGCCACAUAAACAUGUGGUGAGCUUAGCCAAUGGUGAUGCCAAACAAAUGCUUGUGAAAGGAACACCUAGCAUUACCUUAAUUUUAAUGUAAAUGUACACAAGUGAGUGCCACUCAAUACUGUAACAACCGAGAAACUAAUAAUGAAGGCUUUUCUGAGGUUAGUUCUCUCUUUUUGGGCUGCCAGCGACCCCUUCAGUCUUCAUACAUUUGGGGUUGUUAGAAAUCAGAAGCCCAUGAUGUUUAACUUGACAUCACUGUGUCCUCAUCACAAAGAGGCGCAGCGUUUGUCCCACUGCUCCUCUGCUUCCCCAUCAUCCUUAGAAAGGCAAUCCAUCCACAUUUGAACAUUUCCCUCCACUAUGUAGAUUCUGUCUGUUACACUUAGAUCUGUGUAUUUAGUCUUUUCUACUAGUUUUAUGACUAUUGACUGUCAUGUGUGUGGCUUACAGACAUAUUUUGAUCUCUAGGAUAAGAUAGGGCUUUCUGAUGUCACACAUGAAUGUUUUGCCCACAGGGGUUUGAUUAGGGAGAAGUGGCUGCCUCUCUAUGUGAAACCAUUUCAAGGGGCUUGAUGAAACUAUUUUUCUAAUGCACUGACUAAUUUCCUGCCCCUCUAAAAUUCAAACAGCUCUUAACUGUUAUCGUUCAUUUACGGUCUUCCACCCCGAUUUCACAGCAAAGCUGUAAGGCACUCUUUCUGACGACACGCUGUUCACAAAGCUGCUGUCCUGGCCAAAAGCAGCAACACAAGUGUAGUUUGAGACCUGUCCUGUGUUUCUUAGCAUUACUGAGUAGGGCGGUUACACCUGUUUUGUGUUUGUGUUUUCUUGAAUUCUGUGUGAGUUUGCAGUAACUGCCUCAAUAGUGUUAAUACUUUUAUGUGGUAUGUAUGAUUUGGGUGACAUUGAUGGUUGGUGUUCUUGGCCACACUAAACUUAUUGGAAUAGCUCAUAGAAUGAGACAAGCCAUGACACGUGAUUUAACAGACAACACAGCUAAAGAUUUAAGGGCUUCCUCCGACUGCACAGAUUUUACCACCUUUUCAGGCUCUCAGUAGGAACAUCCAACUCCUUUAUGGCAGCUAGUAGCUAGGUCAUCCAGGGCUUCCAGACACUUUGUGUUCAAACUCCAGUGGCUGCAGAAAGUCCUGUAGAUUUGCUCCAAUGUUCUUUUUGAAUCGGUCUAUCCCAUUCCCUGCACACAUUUUCUUCCCCCUCUAUUUAUAGAAGUAUAAUUAACGUGUGUCCUCCUGUGGACAUGAAUGCACAUAAGGAAGUAUUAAGAGGUUUUUGAACAAGGAAAAAGGGUAACUCUACAUGAGUAAUAAUAAAACUGUGCUUUGGAGAUUCUGUGCAAAACUGAAUUGAUUGUGCUUUGCGCUCUCUAGGUGUGAGACUGAUGGUCUGUGACUGGGGACCCGGUUUAGUUCGGCACAGCUCUAAACACAUUGGUCAAAUUUGGCAGAAGUUGAAUCUUUAGCCAUCAUUUGUUUGAUUCGCACUGCUGAGCGAAUGGUAACAUGGUAGACCAGACAUCUCAGAGUUCUGUCGUGGGAGUGCUGUGUUGAUACUGGCAGCAUUAUUCAUUCAGAACACAGAGAGCUGUGAGUUAUUUGAAUACAGAGCAGUCAGGACAGUUGUCUCUUGAGGCCAACCAAAAGCCUAACUUAAAAUAUCCAAGCGAAUAUGUAAAAGAAUCAACUGUGUUGUUUGCCAGAUAUUUGGUGAUGCACCAGGUUUAUCUGACUCUUGUGUGAAUGUUAGAAUUAAUUCAUGUACAGUAGUUGUAGAAAAGGUACUUUUUAGAUCACCUGUUUUUUAUUUUAGCCAAAAGUAUCUCCUCCCCCCAUUCCUUUCUUAAAAAAAAUGAAAACAGGGUUUCUUGAGGCAUGCUAGCCAGUGACCUCUGACCUUUUUGUGACUUGUGGGGGGAGUGAAGAGAGCCACAGUUCAGGGGUGACUGAUCCCCUCCAGCCUCUGCUCUCUUCUUUUGCUUUAAUUCUUUGUAUGCAGAACCAAACUAGGGAUCAGGCCCAACCUGUGUAAAUAUCUGGAAUACAAUCAUUGGGAUGUUGUUUUCAAAAGUGUAGUUUCUAAAGAACAUGUAUCAUUAUUUGUAAGUUAACCAUCUGCAUGUCUUCAAGCCAUCUGGCUUUAGCUAAUAAUUUUUAUGAUGUAAAAAAAAAAGUUUUUACACAUUUUAUUUUUUACGAUUUAUUUGCAUACCUAAAUAUCCCAGACAAUAAUGUGACCCUUUUUUAUUACUUCAAACUUAUUUUUAUUUUCCAUUAUUUGCUUUAUUUCCUGUGUACUACAUAUAGGCAAUUUAUAACAAAAUGAGAAAAUUAUUGAGAAAUUUUAAAAUUGAAAUAUAUUUUAUUUGAAAGUUUAUGGACCUUUUAACCGUGAGCCGGGAAUAAUUGUAUAAUCAUAUAAUUUGAGCUGACUUUACGGUUAUGAGAAAUGUAAUAAGAGUUUUAUUUUUUAUGCUUCUUUAAUAAAGUCUUGUUUUUUGGUUUCAUUUUUUACUGUAAAAUAAAAAA
Periophthalmus magnuspinnatus is the source of this 5350-nucleotide messenger RNA. Its product is annotated as RNA-binding protein MEX3B. Bases 254 to 2155 code for a protein of 633 amino acids. Gene Ontology annotation, molecular function: RNA binding. The transcript is spliced from 5 exons. Lineage: Eukaryota; Metazoa; Chordata; Actinopteri; Gobiiformes; Gobiidae. The record is from RefSeq and is a predicted model, not a curated record.